AUGAUCAUUGUUAAACAACAUGAAUUUAUGGGUGAUUUAUGUGAAGAAUCAACAUUUGAUUACACAACAAGUUCUGAUGUAUAUGAUAGAAUUUUAAAAAAUAGUAUAUUAGGUACACGUUUAAUUAAAAAAUCUGUUAUAUGCAAUCGUCGAUCCGGUGCUAUAAUUGCUUAUGGACCAGAAGAUUUUACACCAUCUAUUGAACAAAUUAAUAAAUUUUUAAUAUUAUCACAAGCUGAACGAGCUGAUCGUGCAAUUAUAGAUAGACAUUUUCAAAUAGCUAUGGAUUCUUGUUUAUAUAAAGAUGUUGAUGAUAAAACUGGUGUACUUCUAGCUGAUGUACUACAGUAUUAUACAAGACCUAAUACAAAUGAAUCGAAUGUUGGCAAACAUGAAUUAUCUGGUUUAUUAACAAAAAAUUCAUUAUUGAUUGGAAUCUAUGAAGUUGGCAAUAGAACUACUAAUGAUGCUAAACAAUUAUUACUUGAAAUGCGAGAUUAUUUUGAUGCACAAGGAAUGUAA
Messenger RNA from Schistosoma turkestanicum, 522 nucleotides. NCBI's taxonomy places the organism in Eukaryota, Metazoa, Platyhelminthes, Trematoda, Strigeidida, Schistosomatidae. The record is from the annotation of a GenBank genome assembly.